Messenger RNA from Calypte anna (Anna's hummingbird), 4489 nucleotides. It is a transcript of the gene FRMD1, whose product is annotated as FERM domain containing 1. The transcript has 14 exons. The record is from RefSeq and is a predicted model, not a curated record. NCBI's taxonomy places the organism in Eukaryota, Metazoa, Chordata, Aves, Apodiformes, Trochilidae. Bases 158 to 1972 code for a protein of 604 amino acids. Gene Ontology annotation, cellular component: cytoskeleton; cytoplasmic side of apical plasma membrane. Gene Ontology annotation, biological process: positive regulation of hippo signaling.
GCUUGGGACGCUGCCGGGGUUCAGCUCGGCGGGCGCUGGAUGCUGCACCGGGGAGGACGGCGGAGGAGGAGGAGGCAGCCCCGCGCAGGUGCGUGGGAUGAAGGGAGCCUGACAGCCACCUGGAGAGGAGACCCUGGCCCCUGGGGAGCUGCUGGCCAUGAGCCGGGUGCUGCUGGCAGGCAGGAUGCAGCCGGAGAGCCGCAGUGUCUGCGUCUUCCUGCCCAGCAGGGAGCAGCUCAGCCUGGAUGUUGGGGUCAAAGCCACUGGACAGGAGCUCUUUCAGCAAGUCUGUGAUUUAGUGAAGAUUAAAGAGCCUCACUUCUUUGGCCUCAGCAUUGUUAAAAAUAAUGAAUAUGUUUUCAUAGACCUGGAGCAGAAGCUUAGCAAAUACUUUUCAAAGGAGUGGAAGAAAGACACCAAAGGAACAGAGAAAUUCAGCCCUCCCUUUGUUGCAUUCUUUAGAGUGCAAUACUAUGUAGAAAAUGGAAGAGUAAUAAGUGACAAGGUGGCACGACAGCUCUACUACUGCCACCUCAAAGAGCAAGUUCUGAUGUCCAGGUGCAACCACAAAGAAGAAAUCUACUUCUUACUGGCAGCCUACAGCUUGCAGGCAGAUUUGGGCAACUACAGGGAGAAGGUCCAUGCUGGCAAAUAUUUUGAACCUCAGGCUUAUUUCCCACAAUGGAUAAUUGCAAAGAGGGGGAGUGACUACAUCUUGAAACAUGCACCAGAGAUGCACCGGGAGCAGCAGGGGCUGAGCUCUAAGGAUGCUGUGCUGAAGUUCAUUAAGGAGUCCUGCCUGCUGGAAGAUGUGCCCGUCCACUUCUACAGGCUGCAGAAGGAUAAGAAGGAGGAUCGCCCCACAGUUAUCCUGGGCCUGACCCUGAGAGGAAUGCACAUUUAUCAGGAGGUGAAUCACGUUCGACAGCUCCUCUACGACUUCCCCUGGUCCCACAUUGGGAAGUUGGCAUUUUUGGGGAAAAAAUUUGAGAUCCAACCAGAUGGUUUGCCUUCUGCCCGGAAACUGGUUUACUACACGGGUUGUCCCUUCAGGUCACGGCACUUGCUGCAGCUCCUCAGCAACAGCCACAGGCUCUUUCUGAAUAUCCAGCCCGUGUUGAAGCAAAUCCAAAAACUGGAGGAGGCUGAAGAGAAGAAGCGCUACCGGGAGUCCUACAUCAGUGACACCUUGGACAUGGACCUGGACCCCUGUGAUAAGAACUCCCGUGGCAGUGGGAGCAGUGGGGGCAGUCGGGGGGACAACCGCCUGUCACGACAGUCCACGGGGAGCCACGGGAGCUCCCACACCUCAGGCAUUGAGGCUGACUCCAGGCACCGGGUGUCGGUGGAAAUGUCGGUGGAUGAGCCCUUCAGCAUCGAGCGAGUGCACAGGAAGGAGAAGUCCUGCAGCUCAACCAUCAGCUAUGGCAGCUCUGGCAUUGACAGUGGCAGCAAAGGGAGAGCUGAAGAUGACUCUCAGGAUGAUGAGCUGGAGCUGGCAGUGGAUGAGCCUGAGGAGGUGCCUGCAGAGGGAGACCAGAUAGAGGAGGCCACUGUGGGAGAAUCUGUUGAAUCUCUUCCCCUAGAUGCUGCCAGCUGCCAAGCUAUAAAUCAAGACUCACUGUCAGUGGUGCAAGUCACACUCAUUAAAAUGAGAGGCCAAAGUGCUGAAUCUCUUCACCAGGUCAGAUCACCCAGAAGCAGAAGCUGCACAGACCAGCACAGCCAGAGUUUGGAUGACAUCCGUCUUUACAAGCACAGGCACCCCCCCCUGAGUGCCACCCUGUCUUCAGACACAUCCCACAGCUACACUUUUGGCUGCAGCCUGGAGGACAAGCUGUCUAUCUAUGGCUGUGUUUAUUCCACAGCAGACUGCAAAACCAAGUCUGCCCUUUAUGGGAAGCGCUCCAUGAACUGCCUCUCCUUGGAUCUUCUGGGAGAGGACCAGCUCCCCGAGGAGUUCGUGGUGUAAAUGAGAUUGGAGCUCUUCCAUACCAGGGGGAACAGCUCAUCCUGGAAAUAUAUACCUCAUUAACACAGGUGAUGUCACUCUGGUUCUUGCAGGAGGUGGGGAGCAGCUUUGUUAUUCAGCUCUGUAAUCAGGAAGUGGCAUCACCCCUGCAGACCCAAUGUAUGGGGCAAAUCCAGUGGAUUGGAGCACUGGGAUGUUCCAAGUUUCUGCCUGAGCAGAAUGUGGAAGUGUCCUGCACUCUUUAGCAGUGUCACAACCAACAUAAAAACCAAAAACCAGUGGACCAAACCUGCCCCUGAGCUGGUAAAGCAAGCGCUGCCUCUCCGUGGAUUUAUCAGAAAGCAAUGGAAAGUCUCUCAGUUUAUUUUCCUGCCUUUCUCUUGUGGUCCAUUUGUGUUACUGUUAUGUACAGGUAGUUUGGUUGUCUUGAGCACUGCCAACAGCUGUCAGGCCAGGAUAUACUCUGGGCAUAUCUGGAGGGCUGUGCGUGGAAGUGUCUGCCCCAUUGUUCCUGUUGGAAUGAACACAAGUUGCCUUUUUGCUUUACUGGGAGCAAAACUUGCUCUGCCAGGAGUUAUUUCUCUCUCUUUUUUUUAUUUUUUCUGUUGUUGUUGCUGUUUUCUUUUGUUGUAAGCAUCCAGCCAAAUACAGUGUGUGUCCUUUGCCCCCCCCUUUGUUGUAACAAGUGACACUGUCUGAGUUGUCUGCUACUGCCAUGAUGCAGCUGGGUAAAUAAAUUGCUGGGGAGAUGAGGGGUGAGGAAAAACAAAUGACUUGGCUGCUUUUGGGAGUGCAGAAGACAAGAGAGUUAAUUGACUGGCUCUUGCAGACAGGAGUGUGACUGGAGACUUUGUCCAGGCAUGAUCACCCCUUACUUUGAGUCAUACUUUUAUGUUGUUCUUUCCUUUUGGUUUUUUUUUUAUAAAUCUGUUCCUUAGAAUUUUUUCCUCUGCUUAGCAGGCAAGUCCAGACUGGAGAAAGUCAUUUUGGAAGGACAGACAGUGACUGUGUCCAACUUAGGCAAGAAUAGGUCAUGCAAAUGUGAGUGUGUGGAGCUGGUGGUGGAAGCAGAUGGUGUUUGGGUGCCAAACCAAGGGUACUUGUUGGGUGAUUUUGGUGGAGUUAGCAGUGCUGGCUCUCAUUAGGCAAAUAAUGAUAAUUAUGCUGUUUGAGUCCACCAGUUUGGUGUGGAAAACAUCCUGCUGCCUUGUAACAUCCAAAUCCAGGUCCAUUUGUAUGAUUCUUUCCCUGUCCUCCCCUCUCCAGCUCCCAGCAUUUGGGAAGUUUGUUAGGUUGUUAGAGGCAGGUGUAACCUCUGCCCACCUUUAACCUCACAGCUGGAAGCUCAGAAUCACUUUGGCAGACUCCAGAAGCAGCCAGAUGUUACCCAGCUGGCUGAGGAGAUGUGUGUGUGUUGUGCAGAGCUGGAGGCAGCAGAACUGGGGGAAAGGAAGGAAGGCAGAGCACCAAGAGGAGGGUUUGAGCUACUGCUGGGUUUGCAGGCUCAGUGGUUUUUGGGUGGAUUGCAUUCCCAUAAACUGUUAAAAUAGCAAAUCAUCAGGUCUGUCAUCUCAGUGUUUCUCUGCAAGUGAGUGCAGGGCAGAGGCAGAGCAGGAGGGGGGGGUUUUACUCAGCUGAGGUAGCAUCAUCAGUGGUUCCUCUGAGAGGAACCCAGCACCAAACCCUCACUGUGUGUUUUUUGGGAUGAGUGAUGGGCACAAGCUCACUGCAGCCAUCACUUCCCUGCCCUCUCUGAUCACACCAUUGCUUCUCUCUGUAAAGAACAUUUGGGAGCUCUGCAUUCACCACACUCUCUCCCUUUCUUCCAAGCAAAGCCCAAAUGCCUUUACAGUGUGCUUCAGCUGUGUUCUCUGCAAACACAAGUCACUCCCCUAAGUGGAUGGAAAUGGGUAAAGACAUCUGGCUCCUCCUGCUUCACCCUCACCACCUCACUGAAGUCUUGGUUGCCACCAGGCUGCUUGGUAUUGUCUUUUGUUGUUGUUGUUGUUGCAGUUCCUAUGGAUUCAGUGAAGUGCUGUAAUCCUGGUUUUUCUGGUUACAAAAGCCAUGGAUGCCUGGAAACAGUGUAGUUGGCUCUUGUCUGAGAAUCCACUGCCUUAUAAGUAUGUGGGGUUGUUGGUUUUUUUUUAUUAUUUAUUCAUGGCUGGUGGGGAAGGCAAAACUCUCCAGGUCUGAACAUCAUCUCUCAGUGGUCUGCAGAGCUCCCUCCAGUACUGUGAGUUCCACAUGGAGAUGAAGGGGAGGCUGAACAAUGUUUUGGGUAGACUGACAAUGAAUUAGUAUCUUACAAACACUGUGAAUAUCUAUUAUGCAAGUUUUUGUAUUCAUAUCAAACAAAGCAAACCUGUUCCUGCUAGUAGUAGAUUUAUUUUUUUUUUGUUUGGCUUUGGAUUUAGAAGGUCUCUUACUAUUUUUGGUUUUGAUUAGUUGGGUAGAGGGUAAGUGUUUAUGAGCUGAUGUUAGGAGCUAGCUGCCAACAUUUGUACAUAUUUGUAA